CGGAAAAGGAAAUGCAACAUCGUCAUCUGCAAGUGCCUGUUGUCCUGGCUGGCUCGCUACUGUUUGUUGUGGCGCGGAUUGCGUUUCCCCUCCUGACAAAAAGGAUUUUUUUGGCACUGAAUACUCCACUGUGGCAGCAGGAGUGCGCGGCAUCAAUGUCGGAGCGCUUCUGGGUCUAGGGCACAGUCAUGACAAGUCGUUCGCCACAGCCACAGUUGUUCCGAACUCCAGAGCAUCGAAUUCAAAAGUUCCUUCUGCAGCAGCUGCCUCGAGUGCCUCCUCGGCUUCUUUACUUACUCCCCAAGGUCCACGGCUAAAGACUUUUCCGAACGCCGACGCGGCUAGUCAACUGGACUACAUCCCCUCUCUGUUGUCAUCAAUUCCAGAUCG
Messenger RNA from Amoebophrya sp. A25, 390 nucleotides. NCBI's taxonomy places the organism in Eukaryota, Dinophyceae, Syndiniales, Amoebophryaceae. The record is from the annotation of a GenBank genome assembly.